GGACCCCGGUUCUCCCCUAGCCUGGCCCGGGGCACGCCGGUGACCCCGUGUGUCUGCCCCGUGGCAGUACUUUCGUGGGCCGCCUGCCCUCCCCCUCAGCCCGCCCUUCUCCGCGGCUCCGCUUUCAGAGCCGGGUUUCUCACCCGCGUGGCUUCCGGCUCCUCACCCGGCACCUCUGCCGGAGGGGACCGCCUCCCGCCGCGUCAGGCAUGCUUGUCUUUCACCCCUUCCCUCUUCAGGAGAAACUGAACACGUUUUCCAGCCUAAACUCGGCAGGGCAAACCAGAACAUUCCCCGUCUAAGCAGUUCCGGGGAGUUUUAACAAUUUCCUCUUAAACUGGUCUACAGAACUCACUGUAUACUGUUUAAAUGUCGCCUGUGUGUGGAGCAACAGUUUUAUUGUGCCGUGCAAUCCUCAACAAGAAAUUGUAGUCCAGGGAGAUGAAAGUCCCUUAUUUGGCAUUCAGGCGUUGAUCAAGGCCGUGCAGCCCUCGCUAAAAGGAUUUAGGUUCAUCUCCGUCAUUCUCAGCCGGGGUGAAGGGGUGUAGUCUGACAUUUGGAAGCUUAAGAACCAAGUCUGCUGCCGUCCAAUUCUUUUUUAAAGCCUUCCAUCAUGUGUGUACUUUGCUUGAAUGAUUAUUUUAAAGUACAUGUCCUAUUUUUGCCAAUCUGACAGCUGUUUCCAUAGAAACUAGAGAAGAAAUAGUCAUUUUCAGCAAGAGUUGUUAAAACUGUCUUCCAGGCUUCAGCUGUGAGUGCCAGUGAGUGCUGCACUUGCUCAUUCUGAGAUGGUACUUAAAGAAUUAAGGAUCUGAAAUGUUCUUAGAGGCUAACAAUCCAAAUUGUUUAAUUUUCUCACAUCAUUAAUUUUGUAAUCCUAGAAGUCUGCCAGCUAUGUUUGUUGACCUGCCACAGCUCUUUGAAGAGAAUGUGUCAGCCCUGAUUUUUUUUUUCUUAUGUGCUCUGUAGUCUAGUGAUUGGCUCCUUGAAAACGCAUGAAUAGAUUUCUUCCCUCAUUCUUUACCCUUUCUUCAGGAUAAACCGGGGAUUACAAAAUAUCAGGCACUGUUUCUAUUCAAAAUGACACUUGGUUGUCAGUGAUAGAAAUGAUAAUGGUUUUAAUUAUAUAUGUGUAGUGUUGGGGCUUUUGCUUAUACCUUCUGUGUCAGUAGGAUUCUUUUAAAAUUUUUACACAAGUCAUGAGAAAUGAGAAGGAGUUUGCUUGUCAUGAGCAGAGCUAAGCAGUGUGAAUAGAUGUACAUAGACACAGAGAUGAGAGCUUUCUUUUUCUGUGGGGUGUAAGUAAAUCAGGGAGUUUGGAAUUUAGGAAUAGGUGAAGGAGGGUUGGGGAAAGUGCCUGGAGAAGUAGUAGGAGGGCCUGGUUCACCAUAUGAAGGAGUUUAUGGAAGCCAUGGAAAACCAACGAAAGUCCAGGCUUGGUGGCUCAUGACUGUAAUCCCAGCACUUCGCAAUGCAGUAUGAUCAGUUGAGCCCAGGAGUUAAAAACCAGCCUGGGCAACAUAGUGAUACACCGUGUCUACAGAAAAAAUUUAAAAAAUUAGCUGGGCUAGCCGGGUGCGGUGCCUCAGGCCUAUAAUCCCAACACUUUGGGAGACCGAGGUGAGCAGAUCACUUGAGGCCAGGAGUUUGAGACCAGCCUGGGCAACUUGGCGAAACCCCGUCUCUACUAAAAAUACAAAAAUUAGCCAGGUGUGGUAAUGCAUGCUUGUAAUCCCAGCUACUGAGGAGACUGAGGCACGAGAAUUGCUUGAACCCAAGAGGCGAGGUUGCAGUGAGCUGAGGUGGCACCACUGCACUCCAGCCUGGGCAACGACAAAGUGAGACCCUGUCUCGAAAAGAAAAGAAAAACAAUGGAAAUUACAGAAAUAGUUGCCUGAGUGGAGGUUUAAAAAAGUAAUGAUACAUCCUGUAGAAAUUUGAACUGCACAGAAAUAUAUAAGGUAAUCAAGUGAAAAAAUGAGCUUCAUCUGUGGAUUGCAGUCUGCUGCUAGAAACCAUGUUUUCUUCCGAUUUAAUUCACUGUCUAAAUGGAGAAAAUGUAACACAUUAGCACCAACCUCACAGGGCUGUCAUCAAGUACAAGUUAACCAUAUAGUAAAUAAGUAUCAGGGACUGGGAGUAAAUCAGUGUGAUAGGUGGACUUUUCUGCCUGGAAACUUUCAUUUUUAUAGGACUUUUAACAACAAAAGGACAGGAGGCCUCUCAAGUACCAAAAGUAAGGAAACUUGGAGGAUUACCAGCAAAUGUACUGUAUGGAAUGAUGCUUUGUCAAGACAGCUACUAAUAAAAGAAGUUACAGCAGUCCCUGGUCUGUCAGUAUUGCAUCCUCUAAGCCCUUCUCCCAUAAGAGCUAUUAGGAAUUUCCACACUUCUCCACGGUUUCAAGCUGCUCCGGUUCCUCUCUUGUUGAUGGUUCUUAAACCGGUACAGAAGUUAUUUGCAAUCAUUGUAGGCAGGGGCAUAAGGAAAUGGUGGCAGGCACUUCCUCCUAACAAGAAGGAGCUAUUUAAAGAAAAUAUAAGGAAGAAUAAAUGGAAGCUAUUCCUUGGUUUGAGUAGUUUUGGAUUGCUCUUUGUGGUGUUUUAUUUUACUCACCUGGAAGUAAGUCCAAUCACAGGAAGGAGCAAGCUACUAUUAUUGGGGAAAGAGCAGUUCAGACUUUUAUCAGAACUGGAAUAUGAAGCAUGGAUGGAAGAAUUUAAAAAUGAUAUGCUAACUGAGAAAGAUACCCGAUACCUGGCUGUUAAAGAAGUGCUUUGUCAUCUAAUUGAAUGCAAUAAAGAUGUUCCAGGGAUCUCUCAGAUCAAUUGGGUUAUUCAUGUGGUUGAUUCCCCAAUUAUUAAUGCCUUCGUGCUUCCAAAUGGACAAAUGUUUGUUUUCACUGGAUUUUUAAAUAGUGUAACCGAUAUUCAUCAACUUUCUUUCCUUCUGGGCCAUGAAAUAGCACAUGCAGUACUUGGGCAUGCUGCAGAAAAGGCUGGCAUGGUUCAUUUGUUGGAUUUCUUAGGUAUGAUUUUCCUCACAAUGAUUUGGGCCAUUUGUCCUCGAGAUAGCUUGGCACUUUUGUGCCAGUGGAUACAGUCUAAAUUGCAGGAGUAUAUGUUUAAUAGACCAUACAGCAGAAAAUUGGAGGCCGAAGCUGACAAAAUUGGACUACUGCUUGCUGCAAAGGCUUGUGCAGACAUAAGAGCCAGUUCAGUGUUUUGGCAGCAAAUGGAGUUUGUUGAUAGCCUGCAUGGCCAACCCAAGAUGCCAGAAUGGUUAUCUACACACCCUUCUCAUGGCAAUCGAGUUGAGCACUUGGAUAGACUUAUACCUCAGGCUCUCAAAAUUAGAGAGAUGUGUAAUUGUCCACCACUGUCUAAUCCAGACCCUCGAUUACUAUUCAAACUCAGCAUGAAGCAUUUUCUUGAAGAAUCAGAGAAAGAAGACCUAAAUAUCACGAAGAAACAGAAAAUGGAUACUCUUCCCAUUCAAAAACAGGAGCAAAUACCAUUAACAUACAUAGUUGAGAAAAGAACUGGCAGUUGAAUUAAAAUUUAUGAGACACAAGAUAUAUGAAGAAUGUUGCAGUCCUUAUCAUUUUAUGUUACUUUUUAAAAAAUGAUGUUUGAAGUGAAAAAAAGAGGAUAUUCAGGGUCAAAUCAUGUACAUUACAGAUAUUAUCUAAAUUCUUCUAGAAUUUAUUUUUCAUGAAAUAUUGAUGUAUUUUAACCUGUGUUAAAAUAUCUUCAAUGAGGAAAAUGUCACAGAAUAAAUUUAUAUUACACAUUUUA
Pongo pygmaeus (Bornean orangutan) is the source of this 3797-nucleotide messenger RNA. RefSeq names its product OMA1 zinc metallopeptidase (gene OMA1). The record is from RefSeq and is a predicted model, not a curated record. Gene Ontology annotation, biological process: protein quality control for misfolded or incompletely synthesized proteins; mitochondrial protein processing. The transcript is spliced from 9 exons. NCBI's taxonomy places the organism in Eukaryota, Metazoa, Chordata, Mammalia, Primates, Hominidae. The coding region runs from base 1978 to 3552 and encodes 524 amino acids. Gene Ontology annotation, molecular function: metalloendopeptidase activity. Gene Ontology annotation, cellular component: mitochondrial inner membrane.